Molecule: messenger RNA, 14058 nt
Organism: Closterium sp. NIES-65
Lineage: Eukaryota; Viridiplantae; Streptophyta; Zygnematophyceae; Desmidiales; Closteriaceae
Source: the annotation of a GenBank genome assembly
AUGCUCCCGCUUUCCAUCACCCCGCCCCAUUCUCCCGCUUUCCUUCACCCCGCCCCAUUCUCCCGCUUUCCAUCACCCCGCCCCAUUCUUCCACUUUCCAUCACCCCCCUCCAUUCUCCCGCUUUCCAUCACCGCGCCCCAUUCUCCCGCUUUCUAUCACCCCCCCUCCAUUCUCCCUCUUUCCUUCACCCUGCCCCAUUCUCUUGCUUCCCAUCACCCCGCCCCAUUCUCCCUGUUCCCAUCACCCCGCCCCAUUUUCCCGCUUUCGAUCACCCCGCCCCAUUCUCCCGCUUUCCAUCACCCUGCCCCAUCCUCCCGCUUUCCAUCACCCCGCCCCAUUCUCCCGCUUUCCAUCACCCCGCCCCAUUCUCCCUCUUUCCAUCACCCCGCCCCAUUCUCCCGCUUUCCAUCACCCCGCUCCAUUCUCCUGCUUUCCAUCACCCCGCCCCAUUCUCCCGCUUUCCAUCAUCCCGCCCCAUUCUCCCGCUUUCCAUCACCCCGCCCCAUUCUCCAACUUUCCAUCACCCCGCCCCAUUCUCCCGCUUUCCAUCACCCCGCCCCAUUCUCCCGCUUUCCAUCACCCCGCCCCAUUCUCAUGCCUUCCAUCACCCCGCCCCAUUCUCCCGCUUUCCAUCACCCCGCCCCAUUCUCCAACUUUCCAUCACCCCGCCCAUUCUCCCACUUUUCAUCACCCCGCCCCAUUCUCCCGUUUUCCAUCACCCCGCCCCAUUCUCUCGCUUUCCAUCACCCCGCCCCAUUCUCCCGCUUUCCAUCACCCCGCCCCAUUCUCCCUCUUUCCAUCACCCCGCCCCAUUCUCCCCCUUUCCAUCACCACGCCCCCAUACUCCCGCAUUCCAUCACCUCGCCCCAUUCUCCCGCUUUCCAUUACCCCGCCCCAUUCUCCCGCUUUCCAUCAAGCCGCCCAUUCUCCUACUUUCCAUCACCCCGCCCCAUUCUCCCGCUUUCCAUCACCCCGCCCCAUUCUCCCUCUUUCCAUCACCCCGCCCCAUUCUCCCUCUUUCCAUCACCCCGCCCCAUUGUCCCUCUUUCCAUCACCCCGCCCCAUUCUCCCGCUUUCCAUCACCCCGCCCCAUUCUUUCGAUUUCUAUCAUCCCGCCCCAUUCUCCAGCCUCUUUCCAUCACCCCGCCCCAUUCUCCCGCUUUCCAUCACCCCGCCCCAUUCUCCCGCUUUCCAUCACCCCGCCCCAUUCUCCCUCUUUCGAUCACCCCGCCCCAUUCUCCCACUUUCCAUCACCCCGCCCCAUUCUCCCGCCUCUUUCCAUCACCCCGCCCCAUUCUCCCGCUUUCCAUCACCCCGCCCCAUUCUCCCGCUUUCCAUCACCCCGCCCCAUUCUCCCGCUUUCCAUCACCCCGCCCCAUUCUCCAGCUUUCCAUCACCCCGCCCAUUCUCCACAUUCCAUCACCCCGCCCCAUUCUCCCGCUUUCCAUCACCCCGCCCCAUUCUCCCGCUUUCCAUCACCCCGCCCCAUUCUCCUGCUUUCCAUCACCCCGCCCCAUGCUCCCGCUUUCCAUCACCCCGCCCCAUUCUCCCGCUUUCCAUCGCCCUUCCCCAUUCUCCCUCAUUCCAUCACCCCGCCUCAUUCUCCCUUUUUACAUCACCCCGCCCCAUUCUCCCUCUUCCAUCACCCCGCCCCAUUCUUCCGCUUUCCAUCACCCCGCCCCAUUCUCCCGCUUUCCAUCACCCCGCCCCAUUCUCCUGCUUUCCAUCACCCCGCCCCAUGCUCCCGCUUUCCAUCACCCCGCCCCAUUCUCCCGCUUUCCAUCGCCCUGCCCCAUUCUCCCGCUUUCCAUCAUCCCGCCCCAUUCUCUUGCUUUCCAUCACCCUGCCUCAUUCUACCUCUUUUCAUCAUCCCGCCCCAUUCUCCCUCAUUCCAUCACCCCGCCUCAUUCUCCCUUUUUACAUCACCCCGCCCCAUUCUCCCUCUUCCAUCACCCCACCCCAUUCUUCCGCUUUCCAUCACCCUGCCCCAUUCUCCCGCUUUCCAUCACCCCGCCCCAUUCUCCCGCUUUCCAUCACCCUGCCCAUUCUCCACAUUCCUUCACCCCGCCCAAUUCUCCCACUUUCCAUCACCCCGCCCCAUUCUCCCGCUUUCCAUCACCCCGCCCCAUUCUCCCGCUUCCCAUCACCCCGCCCCAUUCUCCCUCUUUCCAUCACCCCGCCCCAUUCUCCCUCUAUCCAUCACCCCGCCCCAUUCUCCCGCUUUCCAUCAGCCCGCCUCAUUCUCCCGCUUUCCAUCACCCCGCCCCACGCUUUCCAUCGCCCUGCCCUAUUCUCCCGCUUUCCAUCACCCCGCCCCAUUCUCUUGCUUUCCAUCACCCUGCCCCAUUCUUCCGCUUUCCAUCACCCCGCCCCAUUCUCGCUCUUUCACUCACCCCGCCCCAUUCUCACGCUUUCCAUCACCCCGCCCCAUUCUCCCGCUUUCCAUCACCCCGCCCCAUUCUCCCGAUUUCCAUCACCCCGCCCCAUUCUCCCGCUUUCCAUCACCCCGCCCCAUUCUCCCGCUGUCCAUCACCCCGCCCCAUUCUCCCGCUUUCCAUAACCCCGCCCCAUUCUCCCUCUUUCCAUCCUUCCGCACCAUUCUCCCGGUUUCCAUCACCCCGCCCCAUUCUCCCGCUUUCCAUCACCCCGCGCCAUUCUCCCGCUUUCCAUCACCCCGCCCCAUUCUCCCGCUUUCCAUCACCCCGCCCCAUUCUCCCGCUUUCCAUCACCCCGCCCCAUUCUCCCGCUGUCCAUCACCCCGCCCCAUUCUCCCGCUUUCCAUAACCCCGCCCCAUUCUCCCUCUUUCCAUCCUUCCGCCCCAUUCUCCCGGUUUCCAUCACCCCGCCCCAUUCUCCCGCUUUCCAUCACCCCGCGCCAUUCUCCCGCUUUCCAUCACCCCGCCCCAUUCUCCCGCUUUCCAUCACCCCGCCCCAUUCUCUCGCUUUCCAUCACCCCGCCCCAUUUUACCUCUUUCCAUCACCCCGUUCCAUUCUCCCUCUUUCCGUCACCCCACCUCAUUCUCCCUCUUUCCAUCACCCCGCUCCAUUCUCCCUCUUUCGAUCACCCCGCCCCAUUCUCCCGCUUUCCUUCACCCCACCCCAUUCUCCUGCUUUCCAUCACCCCGCCCCAUUCUCCCGCUUUCCAUCACCCCGCCCCAUUCUCCCUCUUUCGAUCACCCCGCCUCAUUCUCCCGCUUUCCAUCACCCCGCCCCCUUCUCCCGCUUUCCAUCACCCCGCCCCAUUCUCCCUCUUUCUAUCACCCCGCCCCAUUCUCCCGCUUUCCAUCACCCCGCCCCAUUCUCCCGCUUUCCAUCACCCCACCCCAGUCUCCCGCUUUCCAUCACCCCGCCCCAUUCUCCCGCUUUCCAUCACCCCGCCCCAUUCUCCCUCUUUCCAUCACCCCACCCCAUUCUCCAGCUUUCCAUCACCCCGCCCUAUUCUCCCUCUUUCCAUCACCCCGCCCCAUUCUCCCGCUUUCCAUCACCCCGCCCCGUUCUCCCACUUUCCAUCACCCCGCCCCAUUCUCCCGCUUUCCAUCACCCCGCCCCAUUCUCCCGCUUUCCAUCACCACGCCCCAUUUUCCCGCUUUCCAUCACCCCGCCCCACUCUCCAACUUUCCAUCACCACGCCCCAUUCUCCCGCUUUCCAUCACCCCGCCCCAUUCUCCCGCAUUCCAUCACCCAGCCCCAUUCUCCCGCUUUCCAUCACCCCGCCCCAUUCUCCCGCUUUCCAUCACCCCGCCCCAUUCUCCCGCUUUCCAUCACCCCGCCCCAUUCUCCCGCUUUCCAUCACCCCGCCCCAUUCUCCCGCUUUCCAUCACCCCGCCCCAUUCCCCCUCUUUCCAUCACCCUGCCCCAUUCUCCUGCUUUCAAUCACCCCUCCCUAUUCUCCCGCUUUCCAUCACCCCGCCCCAUUCUCCCGCUUUCCAUCACCCCGCCCCAUUCUCCCGCUUUCAAUCACCCCGCCCCAUUUUCCCGCUUUCCAUCACCCCGCCCCAAUCUCCUGCUUUCCAUCACCCUGCCCCAAUCUUCCGCUUUCCAUCACCCCGGCCCAUUCUCCCUCCUUCCAUCACCCCGCCCCAUUCUCCCGCUUUCCAUCACCCCGCCCCAUUCUCCCGCUUUCCAUCACCCCGCUCCAUUCUCCCGCUUUCCAUCACCCCGCCCCAUUCUCCCGCUUUCCAUCACCCCGCCCCAUUCUCCCGCUUUCCAUCACCCCGCCCCAUUCUCCCUCCUUCCAUCACCCCGCCCCAUUCUCCCGCUUUCUAUCACCCCGCCCCAUUCUCCCUCCUUCCAUCAACCCGCCCCAUUCUCCCUCCUUCCAUCACCCCGCCCCAUUCUCCCGCUUUCCAUCACCCCGCCCCAUUCUCCAGCUUCCCAUAACCCCACCCCAUUCUCCUGCUUUCCAUCACCCCGCCACAUUCUCCCGCUUUCCAUCACCCCGCCCCAUUCUCCUUCCUUCCAUCACCCCGCCCCAUUCUCCCUCCGUCCAUCACCCCGCCCCAUUCUCCCGCUUUCCAUCACCCCGCCCCAUUCUCCCGCUUUCCAUCACCCCACCCCAUUCUCCUGCUUUCCAUCACCCCGCCCCCUUCUCCCUCCUUCCAUCACCCCGCCCCAUUCUCCCUCCUUCCAUCACCCCGCCCCAUUCUCCCGCUUUCCAUCAGCCCGCCCCAUUCUCCCGCUUUCAAUCACCCCGCCCCUUUCUCCCGCUUUCCAUCUCCCCGCCCCAUUCUCCCGCUUUCCAUCACCCCGCCCCAUUCUCCCGCUUUCCAUCACCCCGCCCCUUUCUUCCGCUUCCCAUCAUCCCGCCCCAUUCCCCCGCUUUCCAUCACCCGCCCCAUUCUCCCGCUUUCCAUCACCCUGCCCCAAUCUUCCGCUUUCCAUCACCCCGCCCCAUUCUCCCUCCUUCCAUCACCCCGCCCCAUUCUCCCGCUUUCCAUCACCCCGCCCCAUUCUCCCGCUUUCCAUCACCCCGCCCCAUUCUCCCGCUUUCCAUCACCCCGCCCCAUUCUCCCGCUUUCCAUCACCCCGCCCCAUUCUCCCUACUUCCAUCACCCCGCCCCAUUCUCCCGCUUUCCAUCAUCCCGCCCCAUUCUCCCUCCUUCCAUCACCCCGCCUCAUUCUCCCUCCUUCCAUCACCCCGCCCCAUUCUCCCGCUUUCCAUCACCCCGCCCCAUUCUCCCGCUUCCCAUAACCCCACCCCAUUCUCCCGCUUUCCAUCACCCCGCCACAUUCUCCCGCUUUCCAUCACCCCGCCCCAUUCUCCUUCCUUCCAUCACCCCGCCCCAUUCUCCCUCCUUCCAUCACCCUGCCCCAUUCUCCCGCUUUCCAUCAGCCCGCCCCAUUCUCCCGCUUUCCAUCACCCCGCCCCAUUCUCCCGCUUUCCAUCACCCCGCCCCAUUCUCCCGCUUUCCAUCACCCCGCCCCAUUCUCCCGCUUUCCAUCACCCCGCCCCCUUCUCCCUCCUUCCAUCACCCCGCCCCAUUCUCCCUCCUUCCAUCAGCCCGCCCCAUUCUCCCGCUUUCCAUCAGCCCGCCCCAUUCUCCCGCUUUCUAUCACCCCGCCCCUUUCUCCCGCUUUCCAUCUCCCCGCCCCAUUCUCCCGCUUUCCAUCACCCCGCCCCAUUCUUCCGCUUCCCAUCAUCCCGCCCCAUUCCCCCGCUUUCCAUCACCCCUCCCCAUUCUCCCUCCUUCCAUCACCCCGCCCCAUUCUCCCGCUUUCCAUCACCCGCCCCAUUCUCCCGCUUUCCAUCACCCGCCCCAUUCUCCCGCUUUCCAUCACCCCGCCCCAUUCUCCCGCUUUCCAUCAACCCGCCCCAUUCUCCCGCUUUUCAUCACCCCGCCCCAUUCUCCCGCUUUCCAACACCCCGCCCCAUUCUCCCGCUUUCCAUCACCCCGCCCCAUUCUCCCGCUUUCCAUCACUCCGUCCCAUUCUCCCGCUUUCCAUCACCCCGCCCCAUUCUCCCACUUUCCAUCACCCCCCCCCAUUCUCCCUCCUUCCAUCACCCCGCCUCAUUCUCCCUCCUUCCAUCACCCCGCCCCAUUCUCCCGCUUUUAUCACCCCGCCCCAUUCUCUCGCUUUCUAUCACCCAGCCCCAUUCUCCCGCUUUCCAUCACCCCGCCCCAUUUUCCCGCUUUCCAUCACCCCGCCCCAUUCUCCCGCUAUCCUUCACCCUGCCCCAAUCUCCCGCUUUCCAUCACCCCGCCCCAUUCUCCCUCCUUCCAUCACCCCGCCCCAUUCUCCCGCUUUCCAUCACCCCGCCCCAUUCUCCCGCUUUCCAUCACCCAGCCCCAUUCUCCCGCUUUCCAUCACCCCGCCCCAUUCUCCCGCUUUCCAUCACCCCGCCCCAUUCUCCCGCUUUCCAUCACCCCGCCCCAUUCUCCCUCCUUCCAUCACCCCGCCCCAUUCUCCCGCUUUCCAUCACCCCGCCCCAUUCUCCCUCCUUCCAUCACCCCGCCCCAUUCUCCCUCCUUCCAUCACCCCGCCCCAUUCUCCUGCUUUCCAUCACCCCGCCCCAUUCUCCCGCUUCCCAUAACCCCACCCCAUUCUCCCACUUUCCAUCACCCCGCCACAUUCUUCCGCUUUCUAUCACCCCGCCCCAUUCUCCCUCCUUCCAUCACCCCGCCCCAUUCUCCCGCUUUCCAUCACCCCGCCCCAUUCUCCCGAUUUCCAUCACCCCGCCCCAUUCUCCCGCUUUCCAUCACCCCGCCCCAUUCUCCCGCUUUCCAUCACCCCGCCCCAUUCUCCCGCUUUCCAUCAUCCCGCCCCAUUCUCCCUCCUUCCAUCACCUCGCCCCAUUCUCCCGCUUUCCAUCACUCCGCCCCAUUCUCCCUCCUUCCAUCACCCCGCCCCAUUCUCCCUCCUUCCAUCACCCCGCCCCAUUCUCCCGCAUUCCAUCACCCCGCCCCAUUCUCUUGCUUCCCAUAACCCCACCCCAUUCUCCCGCUUUCCAUCACCCCGCCACAUUCUCCCACUUUCCAUCACCCCGCCACCUUCUCUCUCCUUCCAACACCCCGCCCCAUUCUCCCUCCUUCCAUCACUGCGCCCCAUUCUCCUGCUUUCCAUCACCCCGCCCCAUUCUCCCGCUUUCCAUCACUCCCCCCAUUCUCCCGCUUUCCAUCACCCCGCCCCAUUCUCCCGCUUUCCAUCACCCCGCCCCAUUCUCCCGCUUUCCAUCACCCCGCCCCAUUCUCCCUCCUUCCAUCACCCCGCCCCAUUCUCCCGCUUUCCAUCACCCCGCCCCAUUCUCCCUCCUUCCAUCACCCCGCCCCAUUCUCCCUCCUUCCAUCACCCCGCCCCAUUCUUCCGCUUCCCAUCAUCCCGCCCCAUUCCACCGCUUACCAUCACCCCUCCCCAUUAUGCCUCCGUCCAUCACCCCGCCCCAUUCUUCCGCUUUCCAUCACCCGCCCCAUUCUCCCGCUUUCCAUCACCCCGCCCCAUUCUCCCGCUUUCCAUCACCCCGCCCCAUUCUUUUGCUUUCCAUCACCCCGCCCCAUUCUCCCGCUUUCCAUCACCCUGCCCCAUUCACCCGCUUUCCAUCACCCGCCCCAUUCUCCCGCUUUCCAUCACCCCGCCCCAUUCUCCCGCUUUCCAUCACCCCGCCCCAUUCUCCCGCCUUCCAUCACCCCGCCCCAUUCUCCCGCUUUCCAUCACCGCGCCCCAUUCUCCCUCUUUCCAUCACUCCGCCCCAUUCUCCCGCUUUCCAUCACCCCGACCCAUUCUCCCACUUUCCAUCACCCCGCCCCAUUCUCCCUCCUUCCAUCACCUCGCCUCAUUUUCCCUCCUUCCAUCACCCCGCCCCAUUCUCCCGCUUUCCAUCACCCCGCCCCAUUCUCCCGCUUUCCAUCACCCAGCCCCAUUCUCCCGCUUUCCAUCACCCUGCCCCAAUCUCCCGCUUUCCAUCACCCCGCCCCAUUCUCCCGCUUUCCAUCACCCUGCCCCAUUCUCCCGCUUUCCAUCACCUCGCCCCAUUCUCCCGCUUUCCAUCACCCCGCCCCAUUCUCCCGCUUUCCAUCACUCCGCCCCAUUCUCCCGCUUUCCAUCACUCCGACCCAUUCUCCCACUUUCCAUCACCCCGCCCCAUUCUCCCUCCUUCCAUCACCUCGCCUCAUUCUCCCUCCUUCCAUCACCCCGCCCCAUUCUCCCGCUUUCCAUCACCCCGCCCCGUUCUCCCGCUUUCCAUCACCCAGCCCCAUUCUCCCACUUUCCAUCACCCCGCCCCAUUCUCCCGCUUUCCAUCACCCUGCCCCAAUCUCCCGCUUUCCAUCACCCCGCCCCAUUCUCCCGCUUUCCAUCACCCUGCCCCAUUCUCCCGCUUUCCAUCACCCCACUCCAUUCUCCCGCUUUCCAUCACCCAGCCCCAUUCUCCCGCUUUUCAUCACCCCGCCCCAUUCUCCCGCUUUCCAUCACCCCACCCCAUUCUCCCUCCUUCCAUCACCCCGUCCCAUUCUCCCUCCUUCCAUCACCCCGCCCCAUUCUCCCGCUUUCCAUCACCCCGCCCCAUUCUCCCUCCUUCCAUCACCCCGCCCCAUUCUCCCUCCUUCCAUCACCUCGCCCCAUUCUCCCGCUUUCCAUCACCCUGCCACAUUCUCCCGCUUUCUAUCACCCCGCCCCAUUCUCCCUCUUUCCAUCACCUCGCCCCAUUCUCCCGCUUUCCAUCACCCCGCCCCAUUCUCCCGAUUUCCAUCACCCCGCUCCAUUCUCCCGCUUUCCAUCACCCCGCCCCAUUCUCCCGCUUUCCAUCAUCCCGCCCCAUUCUCCCUCCUUCCAUCACCCCGCCCCAUUCUUCCGCUUCCCAUCAUCCCGCCCCAUUCCCCCGCUUUCCAUCACCCCUCCCCAUUCUCCCUCCUUCCAUCACCCCGCCCCAUUCUCUCGCUUUCCAUCACCCCGCCCCAUUCUCCCGCUUUCCAUCACCCCAUCCCAUUCUCCCGCUUUCCAUCACUCCGCCCCAUUAUCCCUCCUUCCAUCACCCCGCCCCAUUCUCCCUCCUUCCAUCACCCCGCCCCAUUCUCCCGCUUUCCAUCACCCCGCCUCAUUCUCCCGCUUCCCAUAACCCCACCCCAUUCUCCCGCUUUCCAUCACCCCGCCACAUUCUCCCACUUUCCAUCACCCCGCCCCCUUCUCUCUCCUUCCAUCACCCCGCCCCAUUCUCCCUCCUUCCAUCACCCUGCCCCAUUCUCCCGCUUUCCAUCAGCCCGCCCCAUUCUCCCGCUUUCCAUCACCCCGACCCAUUCUCCCACUUUCCAUCACCCCGCCCCAUUCUCCCUCCUUCCAUCACCUCGCCUCAUUUUCCCUCCUUCCAUCACCCCGCCCCAUUCUCCCGCUUUCCAUCACCCCGCCCCAUUCUCCCGCUUUCCAUCACCCAGCCCCAUUCUCCCGCUUUCCAUCACCCUGCCCCAAUCUCCCGCUUUCCAUCACCCCGCCCCAUUCUCCCGCUUUCCAUCACCCUGCCCCAUUCUCCCGCUUUCCAUCACCUCGCCCCAUUCUCCGGCUUUCCAUCACCCCGCCCCAUUCUCCCGCUUUCCAACACUCCGCCCCAUUCUCCCGCUUUCCAUCACUCCGACCCAUUCUCCCACUUUCCAUCACCCCGCCCCAUUCUCCCUCCUUCCAUCACCUCGCCUCAUUCUCCCUCCUUCCAUCACCCCGCCCCAUUCUCCCGCUUUCCAUCACCCCGCCCCGUUCUCCCGCUUUCCAUCACCCAGCCCCAUUCUCCUGCUUUCCAUCACCCCGCCCCAUUCUCCCGCUUUCCAUCACCCUGCCCCAAUCUCCCGCUUUCCAUCACCCCGCCCCAUUCUCCCGCUUUCCAUCACCCUGCCCCAUUCUCCCGCUUUCCAUCACCUCGCCCCAUUCUCCCGCUUUCCAUCACCCAGCCCCAUUCUCCCGCUUUCCAUCACCCCGCCCCAUUCUCCCGCUUUCCAUCACCCCACCCCAUUCUCCCUCCUUCCAUCACCCCGUCCCAUUCUCCCUCCUUCCAUCACCCCGCCCCAUUCUCCCGCUUUCCAUCACCCCGCCCCAUUCUCCCUCCUUCCAUCACCCCGCCCCAUUCUCCCUCCUUCCAUCACCUCGCCCCAUUCUCCCGCUUUCCAUCACCCCGCCACAUUCUCCCGCUUUCUAUCACCCCGCCCCAUUCUCCCUCUUUCCAUCACCCCGCCCCAUUCUCCCGCUUUCCAUCACCCCGCCCCAUUCUCCCGAUUUCCAUCACCCCGCCCCAUUCUCCCGCUUUCCAUCACCCCGCCCCAUUCUCCCGCUUUCCAUCAUCCCGCCCCAUUCUCCCUCCUUCCAUCACCCCGCCCCAUUCUUCCGCUUCCCAUCAUCCCGCCCCAUUCCCCCGCUUUCCAUCACCCCUCCCCAUUCUCCCUCCUUCCAUCACCCCGCCCCAUUCUCUCGCUUUCCAUCACCCCACCCCAUUCUCCCGCUUUCCAUCACCCCGUCCCAUUCUCCCGCUUUCCAUCACUCCGCCCCAUUAUCCCUCCUUCCAUCACCCCGCCCCAUUCUCCCUCCUUCCAUCACCCCGCCCCAUUCUCCCGCUUUCCAUCACCCCGCCUCAUUCUCCCGCUUCCCAUAACCCCACCCCAUUCUCCCGCUUUCCAUCACCCCGCCACAUUCUCCCACUUUCCAUCACCCCGCCCCCUUCUCUCUCCUUCCAUCACCCCGCCCCAUUCUCCCGCUUUCCAUCACCCCGCCCCAUUCUCCCGCUUUCCAUCACCCAGCCCCAUUCUCCCGCUUUCCAUCACCCUGCCCCAAUCUCCCGCUUUCCAUCACCCCGACCCAUUCUCCCGCUUUCCAUCACCCUGCCCCAUUCUCCCGCUUUCCAUCACCUCGCCCCAUUCUCCCGCUUUCCAUCACCCCGCCCCAUUCUCCCGCUUUCCAUCACUCCGCCCCAUUCUCCCGCUUUCCAUCACUCCGACCCAUUCUCCCACUUUCCAUCACCCCGCCCCAUUCUCCCUCCUUCCAUCACCUCGCCUCAUUCUCCCUCCUUCCAUCACCCCGCCCCAUUUUCCCGCUUUCCAUCACCCCGCCCCGUUCUCCCGCUUUCCAUCACCCAGCCCCAUUCUCCCGCUUUCCAUCACCCCGCCCCAUUCUCCCGCUUUCCAUCACCCUGCCCCAAUCUCCCGCUUUCCAUCACCCCGCCCCAUUCUCCCGCUUUCCAUCACCCUGCCCCAUUCUCCCGCUUUCCAUCACCCCACUCCAUUCUCCCGCUUUCCAUCACCCAGCCCCAUUCUCCCACUUUCCAUCACCCCGCCCCAUUCUCCCGCUUUCCAUCACCCCACCCCAUUCUCCCUCCUUCCAUCACCCCGUCCCAUUCUCCCUCCUUCCAUCACCCCGCCCCAUUCUCCCGCUUUCCAUCACCCCGCCCCAUUCUCCCUCCUUCCAUCACCCCGCCCCAUUCUCCCUCCUUCCAUCACCUCGCCCCAUUCUCCCGCUUUCCAUCACCCCGCCACAUUCUCCCGCUUUCUAUCACCCUGCCCCAUUCUCCCUCUUUCCAUCACCCCGCCCCAUUCUCCCGCUUUCCAUCACCCCGCCCCAUUCUCCCGAUUUCCAUCACCCCGCCCCAUUCUCCCGCUUUCCAUCACCCCGCCCCAUUCUCCCGCUUUCCAUCAUCCCGCCCCAUUCUCCCUCCUUCCAUCACCCCGCCCCAUUCUUCCGCUUCCCAUCAUCCCGCCCCAUUCCCCCGCUUUCCAUCACCCCUCCCCAUUCUCCCUCCUUCCAUCACCCCGCCCCAUUCUCUCGCUUUCCAUCACCCCGCCCCAUUCUCCCGCUUUCCAUCACCCCCCCGCCCCAUUCUCCCGCUUUCCAUCACCCCUCCCCUUUCUCCCGCUUUCCAUCACCCCUCCCCAUUCUCCCUCCUUCCAUCACCCCGCCCCAUUCUCUCGCUUUCCAUCACCCCGCCCCAUUCUCCCGCUUCCCAUCACCCCGCCCCAUUCUUCCUCCUUCCAUCACCCUGCCCCAUUCUCCCGCUUUCCAUCACCCCGCCCCAUUCUCCCUCCUUCCAUCACCCCGCCCCAUUCUCCCUCAUUCCAUCACCCCGCCCCAUUCUCCCGCUUUCCAUCACCCCGCCCCAUUCUCCCGCUUCCCAUAACCCCACCCCAUUCUCUUCCCGCCCCAUUCUCCCGCUUUCCAUCACCCCGCCCCUUUCUCCCGCUUUCCAUCACCCCACCCCAUUCUCCCGCUUUCCAUCACUUCGCCCCAUUCUCCCGCUUUCCAUCACCCCGACCCAUUCUCCCACUUUCCAUCACCCCGCCCCAUUCUCCCUCCUUCCAUCACCCCGCCUCAUUCUCCCUCCUUCAAUCACCCCGCCCCAUUCUCCCGCUUUCCAUCACCCCGCCCCAUUCUCCCGCUUUCCAUCACUUAGCCCCAUUCUCCCGCUUUCCAUCAUCCCGCCCCAUUUUUCCGCUUUCCAUCACCCCGCCCCAUUCUCCCGCUUUCCAUCACCGUGCCCCAAUCUCCCGCUUUCCAUCACCCCGCCCCCUUCUCCCUCCUUCCAUCAUCCCGCCCCAUUCCCCCGCUUUCCAUCACCCUGCCCCAAUCUCCCCCUUUACAUCACCCCACCCCCCCCAUUCUCCCGCUUUCCAUCACCCCGCCCCAUUCUCCAGCUUUCCAUCACCCCGCCCCAUUCUCCCGCAUUCCAUCACCCCGCCCCAUUCUCCCUCCUUCCAUCACCCCGCCCCAUUCACCCGCUUUCCAUCACCCCGCCCCAUUCUCCCUCCUUCCAUCACCCCGCCCCAUUCUCCCUCCUUCCAUCACCCCGCCCCAUUCUCCCGCUUUCCAUCACCCCGCCCUGUUCUCCCGCUUCCCAUAACCCCACCCCCUUCUCCCGCUUUCCAUCACCCCGCCACAUUCUCCCGCUUUCUAUCACCCCGCCCCAUUCUCCCUCCUUCCAUCACCCCGCCCCAUUCUCCCGCUUUCCAUCACCCCGCCCCAUUCUCCCGAUUUCCAUCACCCCGCCCCAUUCUCCCGCUUUCCAUCACCCCGCCCCAUUCUCCCGCUUUCCAUCAUCCCGCCCCAUUCUCCCUCCUUCCAUCACCCCGCCCCAUUCUCCCGCUUUCCAUCACUUAGCCCCAUUCUCCCGCUUUCCAUCAUCCCGCCCCAUUUUUCCGCUUUCCAUCACCCCGCCCCAUUCUCCCGCUUUCCAUCACCGUGCCCCAAUCUCCCGCUUUCCAUCACCCCGCCCCCUUCUCCCUCCUUCCAUCACCCCGCCCCAUUCCCCCACUUUCCAUCACCCUGCCCCAAUCUCCCCCUUUCCAUCACCCCACCCCGUUCUCCCUCCUUCCAUCACCCCGCCCCAUUCUCCCGCUUUCCAUCACCCCGCCCCAUUCUCCCUCUUUCCAUCACCCAGCCCCAUUCUCCCGCUUUCCAUCACCCCGCCCCAUUCUCCCGCUUUCCAUCACCCCGCCCCAUUCUCCCGCUUUCCAUCACCCCGCCCCGUUCACCCGCUUUCCAUCACUCCGCCCCAUUCUCCCUUCUUCCAUCACCCCGCCCCAUUCUCCCUCCUUCCAUCACCCCGCCCCAUUCUCCCGCUUUCCAUCACCCCACCCCAUUCUCCCGCUUCCCAUAACCCCACCCCAUUCUCCCGCUUUCCAUCACCCCUGCCACAUUCUCCCACUUUCCAUCACCCCGCGGCCUUCUCUCUCCUUCCAUCAACCCGCCCCAUUCUCCCUCCUUCCAUCACCCCGCCCCAUUCUCCUGCUUUCCAUCAGCCCGCCCCAUUCUCCCGCUUUCCAUCACCCCUCCCCUUUCUCCCGCUUUCCAUCUCCCCGCCCCAUUCUCCUGCUUUCCGUCACCCGGCCCCAUUCUUCCGCUUCCCAUCAUCCCGCCCCAUUCCCCCGCUUUCCGUCACCCCUCCCCAUUCUCCCUCCUUCCAUCACCCCGCCCCAUUCUCCCGCUUUCCAUCACCCCGCCCCAUUCUUCCUCCUUCCAUCACCCCGCCCCAUUCUCCCGCUUUCCAUCACCCCGCCCCAUUCUCCCUCCUUCCAUCACCCCGCCCCAUUCUCCCUCAUUCCAUCACCCUGCCCCAUUCUCCCGCUUUCCAUCACCCCGCCCCAUUCUCCCGCUUCCCAUAA